AUGACAUCGUCGCCGCCUCCGUCCGGCGCGCUCGAGACGCACGAAGGCGCGCCAUUGGACCGCCGCGUCUUUGACUCGUGGCACGAGUUCGACGCGUACAUGGAGACGUACGCACGGCGCAGUUUCCAGCUCUUCCGCAAACGCACGUCCACGUCCGUGAAGCUGCGCAACCGACGCGUGGCCGAGCGGCUCAUGUCGGACUCGAAGAAGGCGGUGCCGCUCUCGACCGAGAGCGCGCGGAUGAUCCCGGAGCGCUACGCGAAUUACUCGCUCACGCUCGUGUGCACACACAGUGGCGCGUACGUCUCGCGGGGCACGGGGCGCCGCUCCCGGCAGGACGUGCGGGCCACGCACUGCAACGUGCAGGUGAACGCGUGUCUGAAGCUGGCCGACCCCUUGACGAAUCGGUACCAAGUGAACGUGACGCGCGCUCUCUUGACGCACAAUCACCGCGUGGAUCAGGAGACGUUCUUGCGGUACAGCAACACGCGCCUCAAGCUCUCGGACGAGCUCUUGAGCGGCGUCGAGCUCCUGCGGAAAGCAGGCGGCAAGCCCAAGGACGUGCGCAAGUACAUUAUGGAGCACUCGAGCUGCGUGCCCACGCCCAAGGACGUGCAGAACAUCCUGCAUCGACUACGUAAUCAGGAAGACGCGGCAAGAGCUGCCCAAGCUGCAGCCGCUGCUGCUACUGCUGAGCGAAAGCAGGUGCUUGACGUGCAAGAAGUCGAUUGUAAGAGCGAAGCUGAUGAUGUAAUCGUGUCGUCUGAGAACGAGGUGCUGCGUGACUAUCGCCUCGCUUCCUCAGCAGCACUAGUGGACGGCGAGUUGCAUCACACCGUGGACUUUAUGACUCAGUUGAGCGUGUCGCGCGCAAUGGGAGACGCUGUUUCAAUGCUGCUCGCGGACAUACCAGCCGCUGAGUUUGCUGCCGCGUUCCGUGUGAUGGAAGACGCGAUGAAUGCUGUACGAGACUGUCGCGAUAAACGAGGGGAUAUUGAUACAGCGAUGAGAGAAGGCACAGCAACGACCAGCGUCGAUGUGAGUGGCAGCUGUGACACGUCAUGGGUUCGAGGUCUCUAG
Peronospora matthiolae is the source of this 1080-nucleotide messenger RNA. The record is from the annotation of a GenBank genome assembly. Lineage: Eukaryota; Oomycota; Peronosporomycetes; Peronosporales; Peronosporaceae.